UUUCACUCUGUCUCCCCAGGGAGGGAGCCUUGCUCUUCCUCCGGGCUUCUCCCCUGCCACACAGAGGGAGAGAGAGAGAAAGCAGAAGGGUCUUUAGACACAGCACCCAACUGCCCGGCUCACAUCUGCAGCCGGCAAACCAUGAGGAAGAGCCCCUUUGCUCCUACUAUCACUGCACCUUUGAUUUAAAACCUUCGCCCACUUCCACAAGGAACAAUGGAUGAGCAAUACAUUUCCAAACUCCACCCGGUUGUGGAUUACGGAGCUGGGGUCUUUCUUCUCAUCAUAGCCAUCCUCACAGUCCUCGGAAAUUCAGUUGUCCUUGCUACAGCUGUGAAACGCUCUUCCCUCCUGAAGUCACCAGAGCUGCUUACUGUCAACCUGGCAGUAGCGGAUAUUGGAAUGGCCAUCAGCAUGUAUCCGCUGGCCAUUGCAUCCGCAUGGAACCACGCUUGGCUGGGAGGAGAUGCAUCCUGCAUCUAUUAUGCCCUGAUGGGAUUCCUUUUUGGUGUCUGCAGUAUGAUGACCCUGUGUGCCAUGGCUGUGAUUCGAUUCCUUGUCACCAAUUCAUCCAAAUCUAACAGUAGCAAAAUCACCAAGAACGCUGUUCGCUUCUUGAUUACUUCCAUCUGGCUCUACUCCUUGCUCUGGGCCAUUCUGCCCUUGGUAGGCUGGGGCUACUAUGGCCCUGAGCCAUUUGGCAUCUCCUGUACAAUAGCCUGGAGCAAGUUCCACAACUCCUCCAAUGGCUUUUCCUUCAUCCUGAGCAUGUUCCUCCUGUGCACCGUCCUGCCUGCACUGACCAUUGUUGCCUGUUACUUGGGAAUUGCCUGGAAGGUUCAUAAAGCAUACCAGGAGAUCCAGAAUAUCGACAGGAUCCCUCACGCAGCUAAACUGGAGAAGAAGCUGACACUGAUGGCCGUGCUCAUCUCGGUUGGCUUCCUGAGCUCGUGGACACCGUAUGCAGCAGCCAGCUUUUGGUCCAUAUUUAACUCCAGCGACUCCCUACAGCCCAUUGUUACGCUGCUGCCCUGUCUGUUUGCCAAAUCUUCCACGGCGUACAACCCUUUCAUUUAUUACAUCUUCAGCAAAACUUUCCGUCGUGAAAUUAAGCAGUUGCAGUGUUGCUGGGGCUGGCGGGUUCCUUUCUUCAGCACUGACAACUCGGCUGAAAACCCGGUGUCGAUGAUGUGGAGCGGGAGAGACAACGUGCGUCUCUCCUCAGCUGCGAAGGUGGAGAACCGGGGAGCUGCAACUCGCUGAAACGCAGCGAUGGUUUCACAACACAGGUCAACACUUGGGCUCACUCAUGGGUCCAAACGAGUAGGAAUUCACCGAGUGGGGUUGCCAAAUAGAGAGGUUUAAUUAUAUAUUUUUAAGCAAUUCUUGAAUAUUAUCUUUAAGCUAUAUAACAAAAUAAACCACUAUUUUUUUCAAGAAUUUCCACUUAAGAGGAAAUAGAUUUCCUCCAUAUAUUAUGACAAGUACAGAGGUUUAAGUAUAUAUUUUUAAGCAACUCUCAAACAUUGUCUUUAAGCUACACCAAAAAAAUUAUCUACAAUUACCACUUUAGAGGAAAUAGGUUUAUGUACUAAACAUCGAACACAUAUAAACUAAACUUAUUUUCAGGGAAACAGCUAUAAUUAAAAGAGGAUUAUUAUUAUUAUUAUUAUUAUUAUUAUUAUUAUUAUUAUUAUUAUUAUUAUGACUUUUUAAUGCCAUCUAUCCGCAAACUUGUGGCUCUGUCAUUAAAACAGCAAUCAGAUAAAACCAUAGGUUGAACGCGAAGUGUUACCCAGUAAACACAGCUGAGAGUGUAGCUUUCCAGUAACACAGGCAGAAGACGAUAUGGGUAGCAAGAAAUAAUCACUACCAGGAGAAGAUGAUGAAGUGGCUGGUAGCAAAUUAUAGAGAUCAACAGUUCCUUGCUUCAUAUAAUGUAAUUUCAGCUCCUCAAGACAUGAGCUCAAACAGGAGCUGAGCAGCCUUGGUCUAAAGAGGUUCAGUGGGAAGGUGGCAGUCAGUGAAGGAUGUCGUCUGCAUGUCACAAAUAGCACAAGAAGUGAAGGAAUCUCUUAGCGAAAAGAACUGUACACUUAGGCUGUUGCUUGCUGAGAUCAGAGAGCUUAUUUACACUUAUAAACAUCUCAAGGUGGGUGUCAGGAGGAUGGACCAGACCCUGUUCAGAAGUGCCCAAUGACAGGAUGAGGGGCAACGGGCACAGAGUGAAGCACGGGAGGUUCCAUCUGAACAUGAGGAGAAACUUCUUUACUCUGAGGUGCCAGAGCCCUGUUACAGGCUGCCCAGAGAGGUUGUGGAGUCUCCUUCUCUGGAGACAUUCAAACCCACCUGGACACAUUCCUGUGUGAUCUGCUCUGGUGAACCUGCUUUAGCAGGUGGGUUGGACUGGAUGAUCUCCAGAGGUCCCUUCUAACCCCAACCAUCCUGUGAUUCUGUGCUAUAACAGCUCUGCUACCAUUACAGCUGUCAGAGCAUUUGUUUUCUGGAGGAGAAUUCUGUAUAACACACCAAAAGACAUCUUCAGGACAACCUGCCCGGCAGAUCCUGCCGAUGCUGUCCCAGCGCUGAUCGCUUUGAGCUCCUGAGACACCAAGUUCCGCACCGGCUGGAGCACCAACACAAUUACGACAGAGAAGGGAAUUUGUUGAUCAGCUUUAAAGAAUAUGUACAUCUGUAAUGUCAUCCUGCUGGCCGGUUUUUAACCAAAGAGAUUAUGAGGUGGAAAAGACAAGCUCCUACACUUUAAAUCGCUUGCUCUCUGACUCUCUGUGAUUUUAAGGGACAUAAACGUCUCUCUAGGGUAUGAAAUGUACAAAAUAUGGCUUGAGCUGCAGCAGUUCUUGCUUCCCCUGCUUACUUAGCUGAUCACAUCUAUUUUUGUAUUAGUUUCAGUUAAGACAAGAAGAGUUAAUUCAUGGGCAGAUUUGGCACAGGUUUUAAACAACAAUCUGAAAUGAUAGUGAAAGGACUUUGAGUUCUUGAAAACUUCUAGCACACUCAAACCCUAAUAAUUACUUCUGAAAUCUUAAUAAUUAGUUUCAUUUUCUGAACUACAGCUAAGGCAAAAAACAGGAUUAAAAGAUAGGCUUGAGCACAUCUGUAUCUAUGAGAAGUUAUUUCUCUGUGGAGUCUGGAUUAGCAAAGAACAAACAAAAUGAGAGCUAAGACCUACACUA
Messenger RNA from Columba livia (rock pigeon), 3197 nucleotides. Its product is annotated as opsin-5. The record is from RefSeq and is a predicted model, not a curated record. NCBI's taxonomy places the organism in Eukaryota, Metazoa, Chordata, Aves, Columbiformes, Columbidae. Gene Ontology annotation, biological process: G protein-coupled receptor signaling pathway; phototransduction; cellular response to light stimulus. Gene Ontology annotation, molecular function: G protein-coupled photoreceptor activity. The coding region runs from base 217 to 1263 and encodes 348 amino acids. Gene Ontology annotation, cellular component: plasma membrane. The transcript has 4 exons.